Lactuca virosa is the source of this 1443-nucleotide messenger RNA. NCBI's taxonomy places the organism in Eukaryota, Viridiplantae, Streptophyta, Magnoliopsida, Asterales, Asteraceae. The record is from the annotation of a GenBank genome assembly.
AUGAAGAUUGCUUUUCUUCUAUCGAUUCAUUUCAGUCUAUUAAUUUUCGUUCAUUGCUAUGGUGGGAACGGAUAUGAUCCUCUUGAGAACGUUUUAAGAAUCCAACGUUCUAAAAGAUCAGUACAUGAUCCUAUCAGAAACAAAGAGCUAAAAACCGAGUAUUCAUACUCACCCAUAUAUGUGGGCCCUCAAGACGGGUUGAAAGAUUUCGACAAGAUAUCAUCUUUGCCAGGUCAACCAACUGGAACAGAUUUUGACCAGUAUUCAGGGUAUGUGACUGUCGACCCAAACCAUGGGAGAGCACUCUUCUACUAUCUUGCAGAGUCACCCUUUAACUCUUCCAUCAAUCCUCUUGUACUUUGGCUCAAUGGAGGGCCAGGUUGCUCCUCGUUUGGAAACGGGGCCAUGAUGGAACUUGGGCCAUUUCGAGUCAAUGCUGAUAAUGUAACCCUUUCACAUAAUAAAUAUGCAUGGAACAAUGUUGCAAAUGUACUUUUCUUGGAAUCCCCAGCUGGAGUGGGAUUUUCUUACUCAAAUACAUCUUCAGAUUAUGAAACCGGAGAUAUACAAACAGCAAAAGAUUCGUAUACAUUUCUAGUCAAUUGGUUAGAAAGGUUUCCAGAAUACAAAACUAGAGAUUUUUAUAUCACGGGAGAAAGCUAUGCAGGACAUUACAUCCCACAACUUGCACAAUUAAUUGUUCAAAACAACAAGAUCACUAAUCAAACUGUCAUCAACCUCAAAGGAAUUGCUCUUGGAAAUGCAUAUGUGGAUUCUGAAACAGAAAACACAGGAAUGUACGAUUACUUCUGGAGUCACGCGAUCAUAUCUGAUGAAAUCCAUGAAGGAAUCAUCUCUAACUGCAAUUUCUCUGAGGCUGGAACCAUAACAGAAGCAUGUGAAGAUUAUCUAAGUCAGGCUAAAGCUGCAAGAAGCAACAUCUACUUUUAUGACAUCUAUGCUCCUUUAUGUUCAUCAUCAAGCAACACCACUCCUUCAAUAUCAGAAUUUGAUCCAUGCACGGGAAAUUAUAUCGACUCAUACUUGAACAUAGCUGCGGUGCAACAAGCCCUUCAUGUAAAACCGGUUUACUGGGAAUCUUGCAAUGAUUUCAUAGGCAUACACUGGAAGGAUAUGCCGUUUACAGUCUUGCCAGUGAUUCAGGAUCUAAUGGCUAGUGGAAUCAGCGUUUGGAUAUACAGUGGAGACACAGAUGGGAGAGUACCUGUGACAACGAGUAGGUAUUCAAUAGACAAACUAGAAACGUCAGUGGAGAAACCAUGGUACCCAUGGAUGUAUGAAGAUGAGGUUGGUGGAUACGUUGUUGGAUACCAAAACCUAACGUUUGUGACAAUAAGAGGGGCUGGACACUUCGUCCCAAGCUAUCAACCGGCUCGUGCACUUGCAUUCUUCUCUUCCUUCUUAGAGGGAAAGCUUCCGUGA